Molecule: messenger RNA, 339 nt
Organism: Cryphonectria parasitica EP155
Lineage: Eukaryota; Fungi; Ascomycota; Sordariomycetes; Diaporthales; Cryphonectriaceae
Exons: 4
Coding region: 1-339 (112 amino acids)
Source: RefSeq, a predicted model, not a curated record
AUGGCGGACAAAUUUCCUCAUCACACGGCUGCCGAGCAGCACAGCUUGUCACAUACGCAGUUCAAGAACCUAGAGCACAAAUAUGACAGUCUGAACUAUCUCGGUAUCAUGACAAGCGUUGGUUGUCGAGAAAUGCCCCUGGGUGGGACACGCCUCUCGUCAUUCGGCUCACUUGAGCCGUUUGACCCCUCGGAGUCGGCCUCGGUGGAAAAGUUCAGGAUGCGCGGCGAAGACGUGCUCAACCUGCGUUGGCAGCUUGACCCUGGCUAUGUCUGGAGCAUUACCUCUGGAGACCUUGCCAUCGCUAAGUCUAUGGGUCUCGAGGCUGGCAAAGACUGA